ACUGAUGUAGAUGCAAUAUUUGAGUUCUAUAACUGAUGCCACAAGCAAAGGGAGAUAAGUUACCAUUUCUACAAUCAACCAUUUUCAAGACUUUUUCACGUUAUAAUUCCUCCAUUAAUCAGCAAUCUUUUAAGAUUAUAAUUGCUUGCAACUUUACUUCUAGAUUUUUAUUCUUCAAACAUCAUAUCUACAAGUCUUAGCUCAAGUUUUUGCUUUUGAAACAUCAUAUUCAUAUCCCCAUGUCCUAUCCUCUGUUAAUCCAGAUUCCAAAGAGUGUUUCUCUAUCUCCCCCAUUCCGCACCUUUAUCUCUCGCAUUGGCAAUUCGACCUACCAUGCAUACUCCCGACAACGUCAAUUGUCAGAACUCUUUGAAUAUGCUGCAUGUUCUCGGCCUCAUUCGAUCUCAGAUGCCACAACAAGGAUCCGUAAGAACGUUUCCUAUUUCGGGAUCAACUAUCUUACACUGCUCGGUGGCGUGCUUGCUUUCUUUCUACUGUCUCACCCGCUCUCCCUCAUUACUCUCCUACUCCUCCUUUCUGCUUGGAUCUUUUUUUACUUCUUUAAACCAUCUGAACAGCCAUUGAUCAUCUUUGGCCGCACACUAUCUAACAGUGAAAUACUAGCCAUCUUGGUGAGCACCACAAUUGUAGUGAUGUUCUUUACGAGUGUUGCAUCUUUGCUGAUUUAUGCUACACUAAUUAGUGGGGCUAUUGUGUGUCUUCACGGUGCUUUCAGAGAUCCAGCAGAUCUAUUUCUCGACGAACAAGAUGGAGGCUCUUCGUCCAGUUUCUUUUCUAUUGCAAAUGCUGCUUCGAUCACAUCAGCUCAUGCCUCUAUGCGUGAUACUGUUUCCAUAGUCUAAAAUCUGAUUUCAGAUCUCAUUAUCUCAAUGAUUCUCAGUUAUGAGGGUAUUAGUACAUGUAUGCUUCAUUAGAUGUAAGAGUUGUUAUGCAAAACAUCAUUUAUAAAAAAUGAGUUGAGCCAUCAUAUAAUAUUAGGUCACAUUUCUUUCUAUAAUAAUAUCUAAAAUAAUAUAGUAAAAAAAAUAAGGUACAUUCAGAGUACUCAACUAAAAAUCGUUUCCCUGCAUGACAUUCUAAGUCAGAUAUACAUUGUACAGAAAAUAGCAAAGCUCGUAGUCACAAUAUGAGUUCCGUGUUUGACUUCCCUUCAUGACGGGGAAGA
Messenger RNA from Chenopodium quinoa (quinoa), 1186 nucleotides. Its product is annotated as PRA1 family protein B3-like. Lineage: Eukaryota; Viridiplantae; Streptophyta; Magnoliopsida; Caryophyllales; Amaranthaceae. The transcript has a single exon. Gene Ontology annotation, cellular component: endoplasmic reticulum; Golgi apparatus. Gene Ontology annotation, biological process: vesicle-mediated transport. The record is from RefSeq and is a predicted model, not a curated record. The coding region runs from base 240 to 863 and encodes 207 amino acids.